UCUGGGCUCUGGCGUUGGGGGAAAAAGAAAAGCCGUCCUAUUUAAGCACGCCCGGCCGCCGCACUCUGACGGCCCGCUCACACACACACACACACACACACACUCUCGCUCCUCUCGCUCUUGUCUUGCCACACAGGCGGGCGAGUGACGCGGCUCAUCAUACCGAGGGAGGCCGUUGCACCAUGGAGACAGCGCAGGAAAGAGAGCUGCUGCAGCGGCUGCCGCUGCAGCUGCAGGGGUGGCCUUUCCACGCCAUGCCGCCCAGCUUCGACGCCGGCAGCGGCGGCAGCGGCAGCAGCAGCAUGAGCAGCGACUCCUUCCUGCUCGGCUGGGAGCCGCCGUUCGGCGGCUGCUUCGGCCUCGCCGACGCGCAGCUCCACGACCUCUUCCCGCUCUGCAUGAUGGAGCCGCUCCCGCUGUCGCCGGCCGCGACGUCCACGGCGGCGGGCCUCCCGUCGGAGCAGCAGGGCCCGGCGCCGGCGGCAAUGCCCAACGGGGAGCUCGGCGACCUCCUGCUGAAUUUCUGGGACGCCGGUGAUGUCAGCGAGCGGCCGGUCGCAAUCAAUUCAGGCUGCGUGGCACCGCAGCAGCACGAGAAGAGCAGCCAGAGCAGCGCUGCCACCGCCACGAACUCUUUCCUCUAUGAUGAGGACGAUCUUUUGGGCUCCAUUUUCUCCAAGAGGCCCACCAUGGCAGAAGAACCGCCCGUGCUCCUCCUCGCCCCGGCGGAGGCGGAGCCCCUCCUCAGCACCUCCUCCUCCUCCAGCUGCCACGCGGGCCCACCCGCCAGCGGCGCCGGCGGGGCCCGGCCGCAGGACGCUACCGCCACCGCCGAGCCAUGUGGCGCGCGGGCCCCGCCGCUCCCCCGCUGCUCCUCCUCGUCGCUCAAACGCGCGACACCGGAAGCAGCGGCGGAGUCGGCGUCGGCGGAGGCGGAGUGCAGCCAGAGCGGCGGCAAGCGGCGGAGGGCGGCGUCGGGAAGCGUGCUGUGCCCGUUCGCGGUGCUGAAGCCCGACGGGCUGGACGGCGGCGCGACGCUGGCGGACAUCAACGCGCGCAUCCUCAUGCGGCCGGCGCGGCCCGUGCGGCACCCCGUCGGCGAGUACGCGUGCGCGCCGCGCGUGCUGGCGGCCGACGCGCCGGGCAUCUCCGGCAGGGCCGUCUCGGGGUUCACGCGGCUGCACACCCCCGGCCGCGGCACCAUCACCAUCAUGAGGACGCGAGGCUGAUGCGUCCAUCAUUGCAGCACGCCAUGUCUGCCUGCCGCGCCCAUGGACGACGACGAUGCAUGAUGAUGGUGUGCUCCGUGUAGAUUAGCCCGGCUCAAUCAGUGCGUGCAUGGCUAGCUAGAUAGACGCUCGAUCGCUAGCCAGCACGUAGUAGCAGUAUCCCGAGUUCCGAUGCAGUGUAAUUAUAUGCUCGAUCACAUCAGGAGUGAGUGGGUCAGUGAAUGAAUAAAAUCCUUCCAUUUCUCUUCUC
Molecule: messenger RNA, 1479 nt
Organism: Triticum aestivum (bread wheat)
Lineage: Eukaryota; Viridiplantae; Streptophyta; Magnoliopsida; Poales; Poaceae
Exons: 5
Coding region: 183-1229 (348 amino acids)
Biological process (GO): female meiotic nuclear division; male meiotic nuclear division
Source: RefSeq, a predicted model, not a curated record